Molecule: messenger RNA, 1282 nt
Organism: Tigriopus californicus
Lineage: Eukaryota; Metazoa; Arthropoda; Copepoda; Harpacticoida; Harpacticidae
Exons: 2
Coding region: 300-941 (213 amino acids)
Source: RefSeq, a predicted model, not a curated record
UAUCUGACUCUCCCCCUGGCGAGUUGUCUACGAGCAUCCUCCGCCUGGCCCACUUAUUAGACAUUGUCCGCACUUGUCAAUUGGAAAACCACGAAUCCAACCGUAAGAACUAUAAUACUAAAGUCAAACCUUUGAUGCUUCAGGAGGGCGACUAGGUUUUAAAAUACCAAGCAAAUGACCCUUCCGAGUCGGGAAUCUCCCGAAAAACGGCUACCUACCAGGAUGGACCGUUCCAGGUCCAAGAGAUCUUAAAUGAUCGCCAGAUCAAGCUCCGCAAGGCAAUAUCGGGCCACAGUCCGAUGUCCGAAACCGUCACCGACAUCGUAAGCAAGGACCGCCUAACCAAGGCCCACCCAUGGGAGAUGAGCCGACUCCGAACUCCAUUCACAUGGACGAUAGCCAAGGCCACCAAGCAAACACCAGCAUGGUCCAGCCCAACCAUUCCAUCAGCAGGACCGGCCCCUCAGUUCAACAUGACCCCUUUGGUUACCUCGGCCGCACCAAAGUCCAAUCUGGACCCUGCUCCAAACCCCGUGAAUGACCCCGAGCAGCAGCCUAUCCAUCCUCCGAUGGACGACGCAAGCCUCGUUGACGACGAUAGCAUCCUUAUACCCCAUGUGAACACCGAACCCGAACCACGAAUAGCGCCCAAACAAAAGGCCAGCAUUCUGAACGACAGCCUCUCCCCUACCAAACCCGGUCACAAGAAAAUGGUUUUAGCCAACGACUUCGCCGGUACAAUGGCCGAAGCUACCUUCCAUGUUUCGAGUUUCUUAGUUGGAGGACCAUCUUUCUUCACAGAGCACCCACACACCAAGGAUAGGAGAGAUCCGAUUCCUCAUGGAUUCGCUGAACGACCGGUGUCCAGAAAGACCUUACACACAGACCUUAAGCGCAGGAGUGGUAAUAUUUGUGCCUGGAAACCAUCACCCCCGCAGUGAAUUGAUCACCCUACCGCCUGGAAUUCCCACCCGAAUCACUACAGCAAUACGGAUAAGAGUAGUUCCCGGUCUCUACCUCCAACUAGCCCUCCGAAGCUCGCAAGCAGCACAAGGCAUCACCGUGCUAGGAGGCAUCAUCGAUCCCGACUACACCGGACACCUCCAUGUGUAUCUGAUAAACCUCACCCACCAAGUCCAGCAUUGGUCAAAGAACCGCGCCAUUGCCCAACUCCUAGUGCAUCGUCAGGUGUUCUUGAAUAUGCUACCAAACGGCCCAGCAACAAGGAUGGAAAACGCCACCCCAGCAGCCGGAUACCGUGGCACCAGAUGUGAAGGUUCAA